This is a messenger RNA of Hyla sarda, 1927 nucleotides long. RefSeq names its product amine sulfotransferase-like. Gene Ontology annotation, molecular function: sulfotransferase activity. Gene Ontology annotation, biological process: sulfation. The transcript is spliced from 7 exons. Lineage: Eukaryota; Metazoa; Chordata; Amphibia; Anura; Hylidae. Gene Ontology annotation, cellular component: cytoplasm. The record is from RefSeq and is a predicted model, not a curated record. The coding region runs from base 131 to 1051 and encodes 306 amino acids.
GGAACACCAAAAGAUGUUUUAAAGGUUAAGUCAGUCCUAUGUAAAUCCACAUAACCAGAACUUUUCCUUCUGUAUAAACUACAGCUGCUUCAUCCAAUCGGAUAAAACACAUUUGCUUAAAAAGGCGACAAUGGACAGAGAUGCCCUGGAGGAAGCCCUGAACUCUGCAUACUUCAAACAUAAAGGCAUCUACUUUAUCGCCCAUAAUACGUCUCCUGGAGUCAUAGAUGACAUAGAACAUAUGGAAAUCAGGGACGACGAUGUGUUCCUUGUCACCUACCUCAAAUCUGGUACAGUUUGGACACAACAAAUUCUAAGCCUGAUAUUUAAUGAAGGCCACCGAAACGGAACAGAACAGGUGGAGAAUAUAGAUCGCGUUCCCUGGAUCGAGUACAAUGUUAUGAACAUGGACUAUAAAAGCCGCCCAUCUCCUCGUCUCUUCUCAUCUCACCUGCCUUAUUAUCUGAUGCCGAGAGAUCUGAAGUAUAGGAUGGGGAAGGGUUUUCCUUUUUUUCAGAUUUUAUAUGUGUGUCGAAACCCAAAAGAUGUCAUAGUGUCCUAUUACCACUUCAACAAAAUGUUCCCAUUCCUAAAAUAUACAAUGGACUGGGAAACAUUCUUUGAUGUCUUUUUAUCAGGGAGAGUCACAGGUGGCUCGUGGUUCGACCAUGUCAGGGGCUGGUACACGCACAAAGAAGAUUUCAACAUACUGAUUGUGACCUAUGAGGAGAUGAAGAAGGACCUUCGAUCUGCAGUGAAAAAAAUAUGCAAAUUUAUGGGCGUGAACCUCGAAGAGAAAGCCAUCGACACCGUGGUGGAAAGAGCAACUUUCAAGAACAUGAAACGCGAUCCUCUCGCUAAUUAUGAAUUUAUGCCCAAUGAGAUUUUAGACAAAACUAAAGGAAAUUUUCUACGUAAAGGAACGGUUGGCGACUGGAAAAAUAUAAUGACGGUGGCGCAAAGUGAGAAGAUUGAUGAAAUUUACAAGGAGAAGAUGGGAGAUCUGCCAAUCAACUUCUUGUGGGAUCUCAAUGAAGAAACUGCCUCCUAGAGUUCUGUUAUCUUCAUAACAACCAUGGGUGGGUGGACUCUGAUAGGAAAGACCCCUGUGCUGGACCUGUGUCUAAGCCCCAUUCCUCUAAUGGCAACACAGCUAAAAAAAAAAAAAAAAAUCUCUUUUUUUUUUUUUUUAAAUCUCCCUUAGCGGAGACCUCCCAAUAGGGGACACAUCCCAGUAGUGGACAGUUUUUAAUUCCCUGCCAGAGUCAGGUUUUGUAGUGUCUUUUUCUGCUCCAUGUCUGAGCUGGAGUUUAUUUAGUAGUUUUUUUUUUUUUCAUGUGAUGCGACUUUUUUUGCGUCUUUCACACUUGAUAAAUCUCUGACCACUGCAAGUCAAAAAUCACUUUUUGCUUUGGUAAUUAAGGUUUUUUUUUUUGUGUGUUUUUUUGCUUAGGGCACUGCACAAUCAAAAAGUUGCACAAAAAAUAGAGUAGUCGCACAGGUGACUCAUUUGCUACAAUUUUAAUCAAAAAACAAACAAAAAACUACUAAAUGCUUUGAUAAAUGUCCCCCAUACUGUUUAUAAUAAAUAUGUUGCUAUUGUAUUGUUACAAGUGUAUUAAAAGUUUUAAAAUGCUAGAAUAAUACUGGUCCAUAUUAAUUAUUUUUAUUAUCAAAAAUGGAGGCGCUUACUACUGACUCUGCACAAUCUCAAUAGCGUCUGUAGCACCUGUGCAGAUCCUACUAUCGGGCGCUGUCACGUGAUCUAAACCACGUGACCUAAUCACAUGAUCGUGUCAUCCGUCACCCAGGUUACAACUGACGCCAUGAGUUAUCAGUGCAGCCUGGGAGCCGAGGAGACGAUCACCAGCAGAACAGUGCAAAGGAGAGAGUGGUCACUGCUAGGCUAUUCUAUCUAUCUAUCUAU